This is a messenger RNA of Diuraphis noxia (Russian wheat aphid), 1052 nucleotides long. Its product is annotated as NADH dehydrogenase [ubiquinone] 1 alpha subcomplex assembly factor 2. Gene Ontology annotation, cellular component: mitochondrion; respiratory chain complex I; membrane. Gene Ontology annotation, biological process: mitochondrial respiratory chain complex I assembly. The record is from RefSeq and is a predicted model, not a curated record. NCBI's taxonomy places the organism in Eukaryota, Metazoa, Arthropoda, Insecta, Hemiptera, Aphididae.
UUAUAUUAAUUAUUAUUAACGACUUACUUAUACAUUUUUACAAUAAAAUAUAAUCUACAAUGUGCAAUGCUGGUAUUAAAUAUGAAGUUUAAACAUAAAACAAUAAUAGUAUAAUUGUAUAAAUAUAAAUAUUAAAUGUACUAGUUGGAUGUAUUCAUACUUCAUAGGUAUAACAAUAAUUAAAUAGGAAGUUAAUCGUUCUAUUCAUAAGUCUUACAAGAUACAGGUGGAUGACGUUCUAGCAUWUAUGGUUUAAACAUUUUUAUUCAUUAUAUUUAUUCAUAAAUCAAAUACAAAUUGAACAUUUAAUAUUGUUAAAAAUAUAAUAUGCCCUCUGAACGUCGUUUGUGGAAAAUAGUAUUUGAGAAUUUUUUAAAAUCUCUUCAACCUAARCUUAAAGAAAAACCAAUCGGUUCUGAUGCUCAAGGCAAUAAAUAUUUUGAGUUAGAAGCGGAUCCUCGAGGUGGUCGUAGAUUGCCAAGAAGAUGGUUUGUUCCAGCCAAUGAAGAAUCAAGUGUUCCAACACCAGAAUGGUCACAGUGGUUAAGAGGAAGACGCGAUGAACCACCAACUUCAGAGGAAAUUGCUCAUAAUGAAGCUAUUGCAAAUAUGAAAAAAAUUAAUGCUGAAAAUAUUGCACAGAAAUUUAGACUUACAGACUCUACAGAUAAUGAGACAGAAUAUCAAGAAAAUAGUAAAGGGUUUCCUGAUAUGUCUGAAAAAUUUGAAAGACAACCUGGAAAUUUAAAAAGUAAAAUAAAAUAAAUUUUAGUCAACAAUUGUUCUUUGUAAAAUAUAUUGCAAAAAUUAAUUUUCUGCGUAUUAUUUAAGUUUUGACAAUCCUUUUUGAGUUUAAGUAGAAUACAGUAUUAUCAUAAUUAUGUCCAAUAGAAAAUAAUAGUUCAUGCAUACAAAAUAUUUUUGCUUAAAUACCUUGAGUUCACUAAAUUAUACAAUCUAAUUAAAAUAUUAUUUAUGUACGAUGACCAUACUUUAAACCCUUGUGACCAUUAUUGUAUUGUUUAUGAGCCAAUAAAAAUUGUUGGCUUUAA